AGAAUCUGUUGUCAUCAAUAGCCCUGGUCAUUUGCGUUCAUUUGUUGGCGAGACCGUAUUUUUCCAAUGGACCAGCAGUGUAAAACUUCUUGAAGCGGUUUGGGGUAUUCGUAGUGGCAACUCUGCUAACCCACAGUAUAUCUAUGUCGAUGAUACCGAGGUUGCAGUUAUCAAUCCUGCAUUGGACGCCAGUCUAAAAAAGAGACUUCAUUAUAAUGGAAACCUCGCAGUAGGUCGAGYAUGGUUCAGUAUUUCCAAUGCAAAUGUCAACGAUUCAAACACCUACAUUGCCUUAAUUCGUGAAGAGGGUUCCAGCGCCCAAGUUCCUUACUACCUUCAAGUCAUUGUAACUG
This is a messenger RNA of Actinia tenebrosa (Australian red waratah sea anemone), 353 nucleotides long. RefSeq lists its product as uncharacterized. The record is from RefSeq and is a predicted model, not a curated record. Lineage: Eukaryota; Metazoa; Cnidaria; Anthozoa; Actiniaria; Actiniidae.